AUGGUUCAUUGUACCAGGCCCACAACACUGUUCUUCUUAAUAUGGUUAUGCAAUGACGUCGUCUCUAAAAGAAAUCACACAUUAAAACCUAGAGUGGUGUUACCAGAGAAUUAUGUAAAAGAAAUGAGACCACCGUCUCUGAAAGGCCAUCCAGUAGUUGUUGAAUUUAGUAUAUACGUGGUGGACGUCAACUCGAUUAAUGUCGAAGACAUGGAUUUCAGAGUUGAUAUGUUCAUCAGACAGACAUGGAGCGAAAGUAGACUGCAACUCCCUGAUGACAUAUUCGAAGAGGGCGACGAUCACGUCACUCUACCUCCUGAAUUUUUCGACAACCUGUGGCACCCGGAUCCGUACUUCUUGAACUCCAAAGUCACAGAGAUAGCUGAGCUGACUCACAAAUUCUCCUCCGUGACGCUCUAUAGAAACCGAACAGUCAGAUAUGCAGCCAGGAUGCACGCUAUAAUUGCGUGUCAAAUGGAAUUUCAGCUUUACCCCAUGGAUAUUCAAUCUUGUCCAAUUUAUAUUGAAAGUUUCUCAUAUAGUAACCAAAAAGUACGAUUUCGUUGGAGUGAAGCCGGCGUUACCAUAAACCCUGAACUAAAACUUCUCCAAUACAAUAUUGGAGAACCACUGCGUCUCGAAGAAACUAACGGAUACAUGAUUGAUAAAGAUGGAAACUAUUCCAGAUUAGUAGUGUACUUCCGAUUCGAAAGACAAAUCGGUCAUCAUUUAAUACAAACGUUUGCACCCUCGUCGCUCGUUGUUAUGUUGUCCUGGUUCAGCUUCUGGCUGGAUUUGGACGCCAUUCCCGGAAGAGUGACCUUACUCGUUACAUGCAUGUUGACUUUAGUCACUAUGUUCACUGGACUGCGAGCUGAUAUACCGCCAGUAGCUUAUGUCAAGGCACUGGACUUAUGGAUGGCUGGUUGUAUGAUGUUCGUGUUCGCGGCUCUGGGCGAGUUUGUUGUUGUUAAAGUACUAGAUAAGCAGUACCAAAUGAACAAAACCAAAGCACAAGAGUCUAUGCCUAGGAUUAUACCAGUGCGAUUGAAUGGAGAGAAGGGUUCGUGCGGUACCGUAGCUGCGUGGGAGGGAAGUGGAGUACGAUGUCGUAAAGUUGACUUAACAUCACCUACUUCCCCUCCCGCUUCCACCCCUUCAGUGAAUGCCACGCCAGCAGCCCCAACCGCACAUAUUGUCGGUGUUGAACGACGUCAAAGUAUAUUACAAGUGGCAUGGCUUGAUACCGACACGGGUCAAGAGCGCAUUCUUUGGUACGAAAUAGACAGACUGUCAAGAAUUGUAUUCCCGGCCUUGUUUCUGCUCUUCGUCACAAUGUACUGGCCCGUACUUUUACUGAAAACAAAAGCGUGGUCAUAA
Molecule: messenger RNA, 1380 nt
Organism: Parnassius mnemosyne (clouded apollo)
Lineage: Eukaryota; Metazoa; Arthropoda; Insecta; Lepidoptera; Papilionidae
Source: the annotation of a GenBank genome assembly